This is a messenger RNA of Tupaia belangeri chinensis (Chinese tree shrew), 2916 nucleotides long. RefSeq names its product glucosidase II alpha subunit (gene GANAB). The record is from RefSeq and is a predicted model, not a curated record. The transcript has 24 exons. Gene Ontology annotation, biological process: N-glycan processing; carbohydrate metabolic process. Gene Ontology annotation, cellular component: glucosidase II complex. The coding region runs from base 254 to 2863 and encodes 869 amino acids. NCBI's taxonomy places the organism in Eukaryota, Metazoa, Chordata, Mammalia, Scandentia, Tupaiidae. Gene Ontology annotation, molecular function: glucan 1,3-alpha-glucosidase activity; carbohydrate binding.
AUCUCGGACAGGUUUGAUACUGACUUGUUUAGGGUUCUGCCUGGGGAUUACCUUUGCUGUGGAUAGAAGCAACUUUAAGACCUGCGAAGAGAGUUCUUUCUGCAAGCGGCAGCGAAGCAUAAGGCCAGGCCUCUCUCCAUACCGAGCCUUGCUGGACUCUCUGCAGCUUGGUCCUGAUGCUCUGACAGUCCACCUGAUCCAUGAGGUCACCAAGGUUUUGCUGGUGCUGGAGCUCCAGGGGCUUCAAAAGAACAUGACACGGAUCAGGAUUGAUGAGCUGGAGUCCCGGAGGCCCCGAUACCGUGUGCCAGAUGUUCUGGUGGCUGAUCCCCCCACUGCUCGGCUUUCUGUCUCUGGCCGUGACGACAACAGUGUGGAACUUACUGUCGGUGAGGGGCCCUACAAAAUCAUCUUGACUGCCCAGCCUUUUCGCCUUGACCUGCUAGAGGACCGCAGCCUUCUGCUUAGUGUCAAUGCCCGAGGACUCUUAGAUUUUGAGCAUCAGAGGGCUCCUAGGGUCUCUUUCUCGGAUAAAGUUAGUCUGUCGCUCGGUAGCAUAUGGGAUAAGAUCAAGAACCUUUUCUCUAGGCAAGGAUCAAAAGACCCAGCUGAGGGUGAUGGGUCCCAGUCCGAGGAACCACCUGGGGACGGUGACAAGCCAGAGGAGAGCCAGGGGAAGGCAGAGAAAGAUGAGCCGGGAGCCUGGGAGGAGACAUUCAAAACUCACUCUGACAGCAAGCCAUAUGGCCCCACGUCUGUGGGUUUGGACUUCUCUCUGCCAGGCAUGGAACAUGUGUAUGGGAUCCCUGAGCAUGCAGACAACCUGAGACUGAAAGUCACUGAGGGUGGGGAGCCAUAUCGUCUCUACAAUUUGGAUGUGUUCCAGUAUGAGCUGUACAACCCGAUGGCCCUGUAUGGGUCUGUGCCUGUGCUUUUGGCACACAACCCUCAUCGCGAUUUGGGCAUUUUCUGGCUCAAUGCCGCAGAGACCUGGGUUGACAUAUCCUCUAACACUGCAGGGAAGACUCUGUUUGGGAAGAUGCUGGACUACCUGCAGGGAUCUGGGGAAACCCCACAGACAGAUGUUCGCUGGAUGUCAGAGAGUGGCAUUAUCGAUGUUUUCCUGAUGCUGGGGCCCUCUGUUUCUGACGUCUUCCGGCAGUACGCUAGUCUCACAGGGACCCAGGCAUUGCCUCCGCUCUUCUCCCUUGGCUACCACCAGAGCCGCUGGAACUACCGGGAUGAGGCCGAUGUGCUAGAAGUGGAUCAAGGCUUUGAUGAUCACAACAUGCCCUGUGAUUUCAUCUGGCUGGACAUUGAACAUGCUGAUGGCAAGCGAUACUUCACUUGGGACCCUAGCCGCUUCCCUCAGCCCCUCAACAUGCUUGAGCACUUGGCCUCCAAGAGGCGGAAGCUGGUGGCCAUUGUGGACCCCCACAUCAAGGUGGAUGCUGGCUACCGAGUACAUGAAGAGCUGCGGAACCAGGGGCUAUAUGUUAAAACCCGGGAUGGCUCUGACUAUGAGGGCUGGUGCUGGCCAGGCUCAGCUAGUUACCCUGACUUCACUAAUCCCACGAUGAGGGCCUGGUGGGCUAACAUGUUCAACUAUGACAAUUAUGAGGGUUCAGCUCCCAACCUCUUUGUCUGGAAUGACAUGAACGAACCAUCUGUGUUCAAUGGUCCUGAGGUCACCAUGCUCAAGGAUGCCCAGCAUUAUGGGGGCUGGGAGCACCGGGACAUUCACAACAUCUAUGGCCUCUAUGUGCACAUGGCGACGGCUGAUGGGCUGAUACUGCGCUCUGGGGGUAUAGAACGCCCUUUUGUCCUGAGCAGGGCUUUCUUCGCUGGCUCCCAGCGAUUUGGAGCUGUGUGGACAGGAGACAACACUGCUGAAUGGGACCAUUUGAAGAUCUCUAUCCCUAUGUGUCUCAGCAUGGGGCUGGUGGGACUUUCCUUUUGUGGGGCGGAUGUGGGUGGCUUCUUCAAAAACCCGGAUCCAGAGCUGCUUGUGCGCUGGUACCAGAUGGGUGCCUAUCAGCCAUUCUUCCGGGCACAUGCACACUUGGACACUGGGCGGCGAGAGCCAUGGCUCUUACAGUCUCAGUACCAUGACAUAAUCCGAGAUGCCUUGCAUCAGCGAUAUUCCUUGCUGCCCUUCUGGUACACCCUCUUCUAUCAGGCUCAUCGUGAAGGGGUUCCUGUCAUGAGGCCUCUGUGGGUGCAGUAUCCUCAAGAUGUGACCACCUUCAGUAUAGAUGAUCAGUUCUUACUUGGGGAUGCAUUGCUGGUUCACCCUGUAUCAGACUCUGGAGCCCAUGGCGUGCAAAUCUAUCUGCCUGGUCAAGGGGAGGUAUGGUACGACAUUCAAAGCUAUCAGAAAUAUCAUGGUCCCCAGACCCUGUACCUGCCUGUAACUCUAAGCAGUAUCCCUGUGUUCCAACGUGGAGGGACAGUCGUGCCUCGAUGGAUGCGCGUGCGGCGUUCUUCAGACUGUAUGAAGAAUGACCCUAUCACUCUCUUUGUUGCACUCAGCCCCCAGGGUACAGCCCAAGGAGAGCUCUUUUUGGAUGAUGGGCACACAUUCAACUAUCAGACUCGCCAUGAGUUCCUGCUGCGUCGAUUCUCAUUCUCUGGAAACACCCUUGUCUCUAGCUCAGCAGAUCCCAAAGGCCACUUUGAGACACCAGUGUGGAUUGAGCGAGUGGUAAUAAUAGGGGCUGGAAAGCCAGCAUCUGUGGUACUCCAGACGAAAGGAUCUCCUGAAAGCCGUCUGUCCUUCCAGCAUGACCCUGAGACCUCUGUGUUGAUCCUGCGCAAACCUGGCGUCAACGUGGCAUCUGACUGGAGUAUUCACCUGCGAUAACCCAAGGGAUAUUAGGGUUGAGGGGAGGGUCGGAGUGGUGGUGAGCGUUAUUC